UACACAAAAAUUUCAAGAAUAGGGGCCCAGUUCUCCUAUUGGAUAUCGGACGUCGGACAUCGGACGCGGUGUGAAUCCUGCAUAAGAAGUUAUUCUUUUCAGCUAAUUUAUUCUCAAUUGGUUCGACCUCCUUCUCUACUUACUUCAUGAUUUUGAUAUACACCAACGUGAGCUCACAUAUGCGUUGUUUACGCAGUAAGUCAGGAUGAACGAUGUGCGCGGUGUGGAAUGUUUGUGGGGAGAUCUCAAAAAGCAUCCGCAAUGUCCGCACGGACCAACAUUGUUGUUUGGUAGAUAUAUUAACGGUGAAUUAGAGAAAUUUUAUGCGUGUUCUGCUUGUCGUGACAGAAAAUUGUGCAGAUUCUAUUUAACAUAUGAGCAGAAAUUGUCCAAGUCUCAAAAAAGCAUAUGGGAGCAAGAGAGGAAGAACCUUGUGCAAUGCUAUCAUCAUCAAAAAUUGUUUAUACGUUUGAACGAGAUUAAAGCAGAAUCUGUGAUGAAGAGAUGUUACUGUCAUGAUUGUGAGAAACUAAUUCUUAUCUCUGAAAAAGAUAAACAUAACAAUCACAAAAUAUCAGAGAAUUUGACAGAUUAUCAAAUACAUCAUCCAACAGAGUUUCUGAAACCUUUAAAUAAUGUAAAGAAGGAAGCUCAAUAUUUAUUUUCCAAAAAGUCUACUAAAGAUAUAAUAAACAUGCUUUUAAAGCUUGAAGCUAAGCAGGUCCUUUGUAUAGGAACGCCAAGAAUACAUGAAUAUAUAUCUGAUCAUCAUAUAGACAAAAUAUCCUCUCUCCUUUUAGAUUUUGAUGGAAGAUUUCAUAACUUCUUUGGUCCUCUGGAAUAUUGUUGGUACAAUCUUUUUAAUCAUCACUUUUUCAACAAAGAUGCAAUCAAUGUGUUCAAAGACUUUAUCACUCAAAAUGGGGGAAAAGACACUUACUUGAUAUGUGAUCCCCCAUUUGGAGGACGUGUAGAACCUAUAUCAUAUACAAUAAAAACAAUAUCUGACUUACAUAAAAAAUUAAAUAAUAAUAAUAGUGAUGACUUCUCUUUGAAAAUCAUUUUUAUGUUUCCAUACUUUAUGGAACACAUCAUAAGAGAAAAAAGCAAUCCACCAUUGGUCUCAGGUGGUUUGAAAGAUUUGAAGAUGUCUGAUUAUAAAGUGGAUUAUGACAACCAUCCAUUAUUUGUGUCCGAAGAACAGGGAAGAAAACAAGGCUCUCCUGUGAGAAUUUUUACAAACAUACCGUUGAAGCUACUAGAGCUUCCUGUGUCUGAUGGAUACAGAUUUUGCAAAGAUUGUGAGAAAUGGGUCUCUAGCGAGAACAAGCAUUGCAAAAGGUGUAAGGAAUGCACCUCUAAAGAUGGUAGAACAUACAAGCAUUGUAAAAUAUGCAAGCGAUGUGUAAAACCUACUUGGAAACAUUGCAAAACGUGCAACAGAUGUAUGUUGCAAAAACAUACAUGUGGUCAAGUCCCGAAUAUUGUUGGUAAAUGUUUUAACUGUAACAAAUUAGGUCAUACUGGACGAGAAUGUUCCAAUUUAUUGUCUACGGAGUCUACAGAUAAAACAGACAUAAAAAAAGACAAGAUAGUCAAGAAACGCAAAGCAGGCAGUGAAUUAAAAACGUCUUUAGUUAAGAAAACCAAAAUUCAAGAUUCAAAGAAGAUUGCUAAACGGAAGAAUCUCGUAGCUAAUAAAAAGAAAAUUAAAUUGGAAAAUAAAACUCUGAGGAAAAAAAACAGACAAUAAAAUAAUAAAAAGAUUUGUGUAAAUACAUGAGUCCCAACCGAGCACUCGACGGGAAUCUUAAAUACUGAGGAUUCGACGAUAUAAAUAACCGACGCAGCUCCAUGAGGUACACAGUAUCUUUCCGAUCGUCGACACAGCCUGACAAGAUCGACGGAUUUCGCUCAGAAUGC
Molecule: messenger RNA, 1923 nt
Organism: Odontomachus brunneus
Lineage: Eukaryota; Metazoa; Arthropoda; Insecta; Hymenoptera; Formicidae
Product: rRNA N6-adenosine-methyltransferase ZCCHC4
Exons: 5
Coding region: 206-1753 (515 amino acids)
Biological process (GO): rRNA methylation
Cellular component (GO): nucleolus; cytoplasm
Molecular function (GO): rRNA (adenine-N6-)-methyltransferase activity; zinc ion binding; nucleic acid binding
Source: RefSeq, a predicted model, not a curated record